This is a messenger RNA of Lachancea meyersii CBS 8951, 1041 nucleotides long. The record is from the annotation of a GenBank genome assembly. Lineage: Eukaryota; Fungi; Ascomycota; Saccharomycetes; Saccharomycetales; Saccharomycetaceae.
AUGUCCGAACUGCGUGUGGGUGUUGAGAUAAACACUGUUCAGAUAGUUAAACGAAGUUAUGCCCUAUACCGGAUCGACCUGAUUCUGAACAGACCGGACGGUGAGAAGCGGCCAUACCAUGCUUUUCGUCGGUUUUCCGAGUUUAUUAAGCUGAGGCAGGACCUGGAGAGUGAAAUGGGGUCAGAAUUGCCAUAUGAACUGCCGCCUAGGAUUCUUGGCGGUUGGCUGAAGCCCUCAGGGUCGUGUGAUCCAGAUGUGAUCGAAUUGCGAAAGAAAGAACUGACUAGAUUUUUGAACGACUUACUCAACGACUCAUUUGAUUCUCGGUGGAAACGGUCCCCCUAUGUGUGUCAUUUUCUGCAACUGCCGAGCAGCUGGGAAGAUUUAAAACCCCGAGGAAGAAACAGCGCGUUCAGAGACCUGGAAGGAUCGGAUACCAGCAACUCCGCAGAUUUGAAAGACCCCCAGAGGUGGUUGGAAGAGCUAAGGAAUUGCAAAAUCUUACUAGCGGAGGCGGCUCGAGAUCACUCCGCGGCCACCAAAAUUGGCAUCCAGUUGCGGUUGCGCAUUCAGAACUUGGAAGUUUCUUUGAAAAAUAUCGCGCGGGAACAACUGGUGGGUGCAUCGGAGAUCAAAAGACGGCAUAACUUGCUCAGCGGGCUGAAAACGGAUUUGAACGAAAAACUAGUCAAGACCAACUCGAACGCCUUUGAUGCCACCACCAGCCUUGUGGGCCCAAAUGAAGAAGAGACACACCACGAUCGGCCGCUGCUGGGGCGAAAAAUCGGCGAAACGAGCCAGACUUUGGGGCUGAAUGAUCAAGAUCUGCUUCAAUUGCAUAAGGACACCACACAGCAGCAGGAUUUGGAGUUGGAACAGCUUCGAAAAAUAAUUUUAAAUCAAAAACAGCUCUCGCUCAGCAUGAAUCAAGAGUUGACGCAACAGAACGAGCUGUUGGAUCUGAUGUCGGGUGAGGUCGAGUCUACUGCUAAUAAAUUACGCAUGGCGAACAGAGGUGCAAAAAGGUUUAAUGACAACUGA